UGGAACCUCCCCGCCUUGCUCCUCGACAGCUGGUGGCCAGGAAGGGGCGCCCCAAGUGAGUGCCCCCACCUCCAGCUCCCGCCCCAAGCUUCCCAGCAUUCCUCUUCCCCGGGCAGGAACCGCAGCCGGAGCAGAGCCCGGCGGGCCGUGCCGCGCCCAGCCGCCGGCACUGCCGCGAAGAUGGCCGUGGCGCUGCGGUACGUGUGGCCGCUGCUCUUGUGCAGUCCUGGUUUGCUCAUCCAGAUCCCCGAGGAAUAUGAGGGACUGCAUGUGAUGGAGCCGCCAGUCAUUACGGAACAGUCACCACGGCGCCUGGUCGUCUUUCCCACGGAUGACAUCAUCCUCAAGUGCGAAGCCAGCGGCAAGCCCGAAGUAGAGUUCCGCUGGGCACGGGACGGCAUCCACUUCGAGCCCAAGGAGCAGCUGGGCGUAACCGUGCACCAGGCAGCACGCUCGGGCUCCUUCACCCUCACGGGCAACAACAGCCAUUUUGCCCAGAGGUUCCAGGGCACCUACCGCUGCUUUGCCAGCAACAACCUGGGAACGGCCAUGUCCCAUGAGAUCCAGCUGGUGGCGGAGGGUGCUCCCAAGUGGCCCAAGGAGACUGUGAAGCCGGUGGAAGUGGAGGAGGGCGAGCCGUUGGUGCUGCCUUGCCACCCACCCCCCAGCGCUGAGCCCCCUCGCAUCUACUGGAUGAACAGCAAGAUUCUACACAUCAAACAGGACGAUCGGGUGACCAUGGGUCAGAACGGGAACCUCUACUUCGCCAACGUGCGCACAGAAGACAUUCACUCGGACUACAUCUGCCACGCUCACUUCCUCGGGGCCCGCACCAUCAUCCAGAAGGAACCUAUUGACCUCCGGGUUAAGGCCACCAACAGCAUGAUUGACAGGAAGCCUCGCCUGCUCUUCCCCACCAACGCCAGCAGCCACCUGGUGGCCUUGCAGGGACAAGCCCUGGUCCUGGAGUGCAUUGCUGAGGGCUACCCCACACCCACCAUCAAGUGGCUGCGUCUAAGUGGCCCCCUGCCGGCUGACCGCGUGACCUACCAGAACCACAACAAGACGCUGCAUCUGGUGAGGGUGGGUGAGGAAGAUGAUGGCGAGUACCACUGCCUGGCUGAGAACCCUCUGGGCACCGCCCGGCAUGCCUACUAUGUCACCGUGGAAGCUGCCCCGUACUGGUUGCACAUGCCCCAGAGCCACCUGUACGGGCCAGGAGAGACUGCGCGCCUGGACUGCCAAGCCCAGGGCCGGCCCCAGCCCGAAGUCACCUGGAGAAUCAACGGGAUCCCCUUAAAGGAGCUGCGCGAGGACCAGAAGUACUGGACUCAGCAAGGAAACGCCUUGGUCCUGAGCAACGUGCAGCCCAGCGACACCAUGGUGACCCAGUGUGAAGCUCGCAACAGGCACGGGCUCCUGCUGGCCAAUGCCUACAUCUAUGUUGUCCAGUUACCCGCCCAGAUCCUUACUCCAGACAAUCAGACGUACCUGGCUGUGGAGGGCAGCACGGCCUACCUCCUGUGCAAGGCGUUUGGAGCCCCUGUACCCAGUGUCCAAUGGCUGGACAAGGGCGGGACGACGGUUCUCCAGGAUGAGCGCUUCUUCCCUUAUGCCAACGGGACCCUGCGCAUCCGGGACCUCCAAGCCAAUGACACGGCGCACUACUUCUGCCAAGCCACCAACGACCAAAACAAUGUCACCAUUGUGGCUAACCUGCAGGUCAAAGAUGCCACUCGGAUCACGAAGGCGCCCCGAAGUGCCGUGGAGAAGAAGGGCUCCUGGGUGAACUUCACGUGCCAGGCCUCCUUCGACCCCUCCUUGCAGCACAGCCUCAUGUGGCGCAGGGAUGGCCACCACCUCCAGGACCUCGGAGACAGUGACAAGUACUUCAUUGAUACUAGCAGUUUAGUCAUCAACAGCCUGGACUACAGCGACCAGGGCAACUACAGCUGUGUGGCCAGCACCGAGCUGGACAUGGUGGAGAGGAGCGCCCAGCUACUGGUGGUGGGGAGUCCGGGGCCGGUGCCUCAGCUGGAGCUGUCCGACCACCACCUGUUGAUGCAGAACCAGGUGCGCCUGUCUUGGAGCCCUGCUGAGGACCACAACGCCCCCAUUGAGAAGUAUGACAUUGAAUUUGAAGACAACAAAAUGGAGCCAGAGAGAUGGUUCACGCUGGGCAAGGUGCCUGGGAACCAGACCUCAGCCACUCUCAAGCUGUCGCCCUACGUCCACUAUACCUUCAGAGUCACUGCCAUUAACAAAUAUGGCCCUGGGGAGCCCAGCCCGGCCUCUGAGACUGUGGUAACGCCUGAGGCAGCCCCAGAGAAGAACCCACUGGACGUGAGGGGGGAAGGGAACGAGACCAACAACAUGGUCAUCACGUGGAAGCCAUUGAAGUGGGUCGACUGGAACGCCCCUCAGGUCCAGUACCGGGUACAGUGGCGCCCUCGGGGGGCUAAGGGCGUGGCCUGGCAGGAGCAGAUUGUGAGCGAGCCCCUCCUGGUGGUGACCAACACCUCCACCUUUGUGCCCUAUGACAUCAAAGUACAGGCCGUCAACAGCCAGGGCAAGGGCCCUGAGCCCCGCAUCACCGUUGGCUACUCGGGCGAGGACUUUCCCCAGGCCAGUCCCCAGCUAAACGAUGAAGUCACCGUCAUCAACUCCAGCACUGUGCUGAUCCUGUGGCAGCCUGUGGAGCCAGCCCAAGUCAAGGGUCACCUCCGCGGAUACAACGUGACAUACUGGUGGGAGAGCCCCCAGAGGCAUCCACACAGAGGCCACGUGAUGGUCCCUGCCAACGCCACCAAUGUCACCCUCAGCGGCCUGCAGCCGUACACCUCCUACCACCUGGAAGUGCGGGCCUUCAAUGGGCGGGGCUCAGGGCCUGCCAGUGAGACCACCUUCAGCACCCCAGAGGGAGUGCCCGGUCCACCAGAGGUGCUGCACCUGGAGUGCCAGUCAGACACCAGCCUGCAGCUGUGCUGGCAGCCCCCGCUCAGUCGCAAUGGAGUGCUGACUGGCUACCUGCUGUCCUACCGCCCAGUGGACAGCGGCAGCCAGGAGGAGCUGUCUUUCGAGCUUAAGGACCCAGAGUUGCAAGCGCACAACCUGACCAACCUCAUCCCCGGCCGGCAGUACCGCUUCCAGCUGCAGGCUACCACUAAGAUGGGCGCGGGCGAUGCCAUUUCACAGGAAGGGGGCACCAUGGCCCUGUUGGAGAGCUCGAAUUUUGGCCACAUCUCGACCACCACUGGCGAGAACUACAGCAUUGUCUCCUGGGUCCCCAAGGAGGGCCAGUGCAACUUCGGCUUCCACAUCCGCUUCAAGACCAUGGGCGAGGAGAAGGUGGGUCCGGCCCUCCCAGUGCACUACGUCAGCUACAACCAGAGCUCCUACACGCAGUGGAACCUGCAGCCAGGCACGGACUACGAGAUCCACCUGCUGAAGGACGAGGGGCUGCUCUACCGCACGUUUAUCAAGACCAAUGGCACUGGACGGGUGAGGCUGCCUCCCGCCGGCUUUGCCACCGAGGGCUGGUUCAUUGGCUUCGUCAGCGCCACCAUCCUCCUGCUCCUCAUUCUCCUUCUCCUCUGCUUCAUCAGACGCAGCAAGGGUGGCAAGUACUCAGUGAAGGACAAGGAGGACACCCAGGUGGACUCGGAGGCCCGGCCAAUGAAAGAUGAGACCUUCGGCGAGUACAGGUCCCUGGAGAGUGACAACGAGGAGAAGGCCUUUGGCAGCAGCCAGCCAUCCCUCAAUGGGGACAUUAAACCCCUGGGGAGUGAUGACAGCCUGGCCGAUUAUGGGGGCAGCGUGGACGUCCAGUUCAACGAGGAUGGCUCCUUCAUCGGCCAGUACAGUGGCAAGAAAGAGAAGGAAGCUGCAGGUGGCAAUGACAGCUCAGGGGCCACCUCCCCCAUCAACCCUGCCGUGACCCUGGAAUAGUGGGGCCGAGCCAGGCACAGCAGGCAGGGCUCUGCCCAGGGUUGGGCUGCAGGGCCUUCCCAGGCCAAGAUGCCCCUGCUCACUGUGCCCCUGCCCUGUCCUCCGGCCCUGGGCUGCUGGGGCUGGAAUUUGGGGGCAGGGGACUAGUGCUCACCGCCUCCAGCUCCCUCCCCAACCCCUUUCCCCAGUUUAUUGCCAAAACCCAGCUGCAUCCUCCCAGAAGCGCUCUCUGCUCAGGCUGUCGGCACAGAGAGAGGCCCUGAGUUGGGGGAUGGAAAGGAACUAGGACACUGUCCCUGUGGUGCCCUCACUGGGGACAGACCUGGCAUGGGUCUCUCCUGUCUGCUUUCCUCCACCACCCCCACCCUGGCCCCCUCCCCAGCCUCUCCCUGGCCAGCCUGUGGGGCUGGGGCAGAAGCAUCGCCCUGUCCCCCCAUCAGCUCUAACUGAGAUAGGAGCGGGGUGAACUAGCCAUGGUGGUGGGGAGGCCAUCGGAAGAGCCCAGCGGCCCCACCCCAAAUACUGCAACCCCCACUGCUGCCCCUCCCCAACGGCUGGCUUUCAGGUGCACCUCACACAUGCUGCCUUUGGUCCCACCACGCAACAUCCCUGUGGCCUGUGUCACUGCCGGGUGAGGGGUGGGCCACUGCCUCCCCUGCCCACGCCCCGGGCCUCUCCCAGCCGCCACUACCCUCAUGCCCCCUUGCCUGCCCCCCCCAUGCCCCAGUCGUCUGAACAGUCCUGUUCUUCAGCCUCCCCUGUCCCCACCUUGGGAAUGUACAUACAUUGUGACUUGGACAGUUCGUCCCUAUACCCUUUCCCCACUAGUGUGUGAGGCAGAUGUUGCAGUCUCUAGGUGGUUUCUAGGUUUUAUAGUAAUAGCUUUGAUGAUCCCACCCCCAGGAAAAAGAAAAACAAACGAAAAAACCAGACAGCUCCCCCCACCCCGCCCCCGCGCCGUCUUUGCUUGGUCUGUCCAUGAGCCCUCUACAAAAACCAGAAGUCUAUAUAUAUAUAUGUACAUAAAUAUCAGAAAUCUAACUGGCAGAUAAAAACCUGCAAACAAAA
This is a messenger RNA of Echinops telfairi (small Madagascar hedgehog), 5016 nucleotides long. RefSeq names its product L1 cell adhesion molecule (gene L1CAM). The coding region runs from base 181 to 3948 and encodes 1255 amino acids. The transcript has 29 exons. Gene Ontology annotation, biological process: cell-cell adhesion. Gene Ontology annotation, molecular function: protein binding. NCBI's taxonomy places the organism in Eukaryota, Metazoa, Chordata, Mammalia, Afrosoricida, Tenrecidae. The record is from RefSeq and is a predicted model, not a curated record.